AAUAAACAACAGCCGCUUGUGCUGACGUCUGGAGUCAGCAGCAGCACAAACCAGACGCGAAAGAUCGUGGCCGAAGCCCCACGAUGGCGAAAGAAGUUACCAACAAAAUUCGAAGUUUUUCGGGACCAGAAAGUAAGAUUACGGUGUCCAGUUCGAGGUAGUCCACAGCCAUACUUGAUAUGGUAUCGUAACAACCAACCUGUUUCUACAAUGUCACCUCGUCUAGAAAUGAAACGACAAAGUCUAAUCAUCUUAGACUUUCAGCCUGAAGAUGUCGGAAUUUAUGCCUGUAAAGCGUACAACAAAUUUGGCGAAAUUUGGAAAAAUUUUACUUUGUCCUUAGCAGAAUUUUCACUACUAAGAAAAGUGGUAACAGAAACUGUUUUAACUCCAAAAGAACCUUUGGGUACACCAUUCUUCACUAAACCAGAAUUACUGUCAAAGGCCUUCAUUGUUGUUCCUGCUGGAAAAAGUGUGACUCUUGCUUGUCCUGCUGAUGGAUUUCCAAAGCCAAAUAUAAUGUGGUUGAAAGACUCAAGUCCAAUUGUUCGUUUUAUUGGCAAACAAACUAUCUAUAAAGGCUGGAAUAUGACAAUGAACCUUGUUGGCCCUGAUGAUAAAGGAAACUAUACAUGUGUUGUUGAAAAUAGUAAGGGUAAAAUCAGCUGGACUUUUGAAGUUGAAGUUCAAGAGCGUUUGACCCGAAGACCUAUAAUUCGAGAUGGCUACCCAUCAAAUCAAACAGUAUAUGUAGGAGAACAAGCAAAAUUUCAAUGCCGUUUCUACAGUGACUUACACCCUCACAUACGUUGGUUAAGAUAUUAUAUGGUGAAUGGAUCUUAUACAGAUGCUAAUGGAAGCCUCUAUGUUCAUGUUAUCGAGAGUAACAAUCAGAACAUCACAGACCCUCAUCUAUUAGUAAUCGAUAAUGUGACAAAAGAAGAUGAAGGCUGGUAUGGUUGUCUUGCCUGGAAUUCUAUUGGAUUUUCUAACAGAAGUGUCUGGCUGUCUGUUCUUCCAUUGCCUGAAAGUGUUGGAGAAAGCAAUGUGGUGGAAGUUUCUACCUUUUCUUGGAUGGUGUUAGUGGUUGUGUUCUCAAGUAUGCUAGUGCUGAUUUUACUCAGUGUUAUCUUGUGUCGAUACCAACUCACUAAACAGCAGAAAAACAAAGUCAAUCUAAUAACUACACAGAACCAAAUCAUCAUCAAAAAGAAAGUUAUCCUAGAAAAACAUGAAACUGACAAAUCAGAACAAUCAAUAGCACCACUUGUUAAGAUAGAUGUGAUGCAGGGCUAUCCAUCUUCAAAUAGAACUUCAGUAUCUGAAUAUGAAAUUCCACCAGACCCACUGUGGGAGUUUCCUAGAGAAAGAAUAGUCUUGGGUAAUGUGCUCGGUGAAGGAGCUUUUGGACAAGUCAGGAAGGGAGAUGCAUAUGGAUUAACAAAUAAAGAAGGUCCAUCUGUUGUGGCUGUGAAGAUGUUGAAAGAUGCCCAUACUGAUCAGGAACUUGCUAAUUUGGUAUCAGAAAUGGAAGUUAUGAAGAUGAUUGGAAAGCAUGUGAAUAUCAUCAAUCUUUUAGGCUGUUGUACUCAUGAUGGACCACUAUAUGUUGUUGUGGAAUAUGCACCUAAUGGCAACUUGCGAGACUUUUUACGUGCUCACCGCCCUAGCUCAGGAUAUGAACGAGCUAUUGGAAUUGAUUUGAAACCAAAGACUCUGAUACAGAAAGACCUGAUAUCAUUUGCCUACCAAGUUGCUCGUGGAAUGGAAUAUUUGACUUCAAGAAAGUGUAUCCAUCGAGACUUGGCAGCACGUAAUGUUCUGGUUACAGAAGAUAAAGUGAUGAAGAUAGCAGACUUUGGUUUGGCUCGAGAUGUACAUAACAUAGAUUACUACAAGAAGACCACAGAUGGACGUCUUCCAGUGAAAUGGAUGGCACCAGAAGCUUUAUUUGACAGAAUUUACACAAGCCAAAGUGAUGUAUGGUCCUAUGGUGUACUGGUGUGGGAGAUUAUGACCCUUGGAGGAACUCCAUAUCCAUCAGUUCCAGUUGAGAAACUUUUCCAGCUGCUACGAGAAGGACACAGGAUGGAUAAGCCCAGAAACUGCUCUCUUGAAGUUUAUAUGAUUAUGCGUGAGUGUUGGCACAACUAUCCUCAUCAAAGACCAAUUUUUUCUGAGUUGGUAGAAGAUCUGGACCGUAUCUUGACUAUUUCAUCUGAGCAGGAGUAUCUGGAUCUAGAUUUGCCAUUCCCUCUAGUAAAGACACCCCCUUCAAGUUGUUCAUCAUCUGACACUGACAUCUUUGAUUCUCAAGAGGAGGCUGGUGACAGGUUUGAAAUUUAAAUCUCAACCUACAAUCUGCCACUACUAGUCAACAUUAUAGUUAUUACAGAAGACUGUGGUAACACUGAAAAAUCAUUUUGUUUACAUUGGACAGAGAGUCAUUUAACUAAAUGGAAAGAAUUUAAUGAAAGUAAAGGCCUUACAACAUAGUUACUUAGUGCCUCACUCAAUACCUGUGGAUUGAAAUUAAGAUAAACUGGCUUUAUGGAAAUUAUUUGACAAAACCUGAAACUUCAGGUAUUCUGUGAAAUGUACACAUACCAAAGAUUUUGUUAGUUACCAAAAAAAUUUAACACUUUUUAAGGGUUUUUGUUUCUUUACUGUACAUACAUAACUUGUUAUUUUCAUAUUUGUUUUGUGAGAAUUAAGACUAUUGUGUAAUUGGUAAAUUAUUGGCCAAGAGCUGCCUUGUAUUUAUACUCUGUAUAUCGUGAUUAUUUUAUCAACAUUGUUUUUAUUAUUUUUACCAGCCUAACUAUGCUACUGCUUAAACAGAAUCAUAUUUUCAUUAGUAUUCCAUGUGCAGAAAAAAAUAUGAAAAUCAAAAACCACAAGACACUUAAAAGUAAAAAGUGUCCAGAAAAAAAAAACUUUAAUUCUAAAUUGGAUUUGAAUAGAAAACUUCUGAACAAAAAAUAAGUUAAUUUGAAAAGGUUCAUUUCUAACAAUGUUUCUAUUACUGAUUAUAUGUAAAAAAAUUGCUUAUAAAAUGACAAAUUUUUAUUAAAAGCCAAAGAAGUGCCAAGAAUAUUGUGAAAGACAGAGAGUUCUUCUCACUUUAUGACCUUAUAAUGAAAUUUAACAUUUCAUAUAUUAAUUUGAGUUUCUACAUUAAAUAGGAUUUUAGAUUAAAGUGGCUUAUUGACUUUCAUACAAGAUGACUUAAGUUCUGAACAUUCAAGGACACAGCAAGUUUCUUUAAAAUGUUAUAUAGUGUUAUUUCACAGUAUUAAUGCAUUAUGAACUGUAUUUAGAUGGCAGUAAUUGCAUAAGUCUUGAUGUGUUAUCUCUAGUAUGCCAAAGAAGUGUCUUCCUGUUCAUGUUUUAUUGAUAAGAUGUGUGAUAUAGAUCACUUGAAAUAUUUUUUUUCCAGAAUGUGUUGUUAGUUUUUGUGACUAGUAAAAAGUCAUACUUUCAGUUUAUCUUACUCUUUUAGAAUCUUCUUGUAAAUUUGCAUGGUUAUGUAGGAAAGGUUGUUAAGAGUUGUGUUAUUUAUGAUUAAACUUUUUUUUAGUAAAUGUUUAUUUGUAUUAUAUCAGAAAUACAUGAUAUGUGUAUUAUUCACUGCUAUUGUUAGAAAAUUAUGUAGUGCAAAUACUUAUAUCAAUUAUUAAAAGUUAAUCAUCAUUUCAACAAAAAGUAAUUUCAAAACAGUAUACAGACCUGUCAUAUUUAAAGUUGUCAUGCUUUCUACAUUCGUAUUAAAAAUGUAAUUAAAAUAUACAAACACAAUAAAAAAUAAUAAUUAGGAUUGAAACCUGAACAGAGCAUAAAAAGCAAGUUCAUGAUGAUGUGGGCAGGGGCGGACUGACAUCUUUUGGACUUGAUCACUUUCAAAAAUGCCCCCACUCCCUAAAAAAAUGCAACAGACAAAUAAAAACAUUUUUUAUUAUUAAAGUAAGUAAAAAGAACCGCUAGAUGUCAAAACAAACAAAAUAAUUAUACAAGCACUAAAGAGCUUAGCUCCUUUGUUGUAGAUGCUUAUUUAUCCUUUAUACAAUCUUUGUUUUUCCAUAAAUUGAUGGCAAUGUCUUUUUCAACUGCAAUGAGCUUCAGUACCUUCUAGUUUUGUUGUGUUGUUGAUGCUCUUAAGUGAGUUUUUAGAAUCUUCAAGAAGGUCAAGCCCAGGUGAUUUCAAAUAUUCAGAAACAGGAGAUGUAAUGUCAAACAUUCUAAUACAGAUGAAAGCCAUCAAACUAUUUCAAAUUUGGUCAUGUUUUCAUAUAGAUUCUUACCAUUAUAUCGCACUGACUUACAAAAAUCACUGGAUUCACUGACUUGUUUCAAGACUAUGAGAAGAUUAGAAAGCAUUUCAUUCGAAUAAUUUCCAUAACUGCCUAAAGUUUUUCUAAGUGCUCCUACUCUACUGGACCACCUUGUUUGACUAAGAGUGUCAAGCCUUUGAAGCUUACCAUGUAUCAACUUAGAAGAUUUCAUUUGAUCCUCCAAUAUAUGCAUCCUUUUGUACGAUUCUUUAAAAAACUUGGACAAUUCAUUGAGUAUUCCAAAGAGACUAACUACUGCAAUACAGGCACUUUUUGCAUCACCAAUUACCAAGUUCAGAACGUGGGCAUCACACCACAUGUGGACACGACUUGGGCAUACUUCCUUCAUUAUUGUUUGUAAGCCAUUGUAUGCACUGCUCAUAUUAGCAGCCCCAUCAAAUGAGUCUCCAAUGCAGUGUUUAAGAUCAAGUUCUACAUCAGUUAAGGAUUCCUUUGGUAGUGAAUACAAGCUUUUCCCACCAAGGUGUGUUACAUCAAGAAGGUGCAGAAGUCUUUCCUUGGCCUGGUCAUUUACAACAUAUCUGAGAACAAAAGCACACUGCAGAGAUAUCUUGUAUACAAUCCAUUUGUAAUGAAUAAAUUCCAGCCUUCUUAGCUUCCAUAGUCAAAAUAUCUUUGAUCAUAUUUCGAAUCAAAUUGAAAAGUUUCAUGAUAGUUGUUUUGCUCAGGGAUGUAACUACUUUUCCUCUACCCCUCUUUGAUGGUUCCCGCUUCUUUACCUUCUGUGUGAUAUCUUUCAGGUGAUCUUUCAUAGCUGGAUUAUAUUCUCACACCAAUUUAACUGCUUCCAAGAAAUUUCCACGAUUUUUUAAAAUGGUCUUCAUCAAACACAUGUGUUGCUGCUUCUGAAUAUUUGCUUCGAUAAAGCAAAUUUUUAAAUCCAAUGAAGAAAAUAAUGUCAAUAAUACAACUCAAGACUGCUCAUCUUUGAAGCACUUGGCUCUGUCGUACUAACAGCUGAUCAUGCCACAAUCUGUGCUCAACCAUUCUUUCUUGGAGGUGCAUGAAAUAAGCUUAUGUUAAGUCCUGAUGACAUAGCAAUUUUUCGUGCUCAGAUAAUCUUGUAGUGAUGUGUCUCCAGUCUGAGCAUCCUAUUAUCAGUUGAUUACCACGAUUUUUUUCAGAUGCAAACAUCAAAUAAAAUGAGCAAUGCAAACUCUUUUUUUUCUCGCUGUUAUAGGUCACCCAGGAGUGCUUGACAUCAUUACCAUAAAUAUCUAUGCGACUUUAAACCACUCUGUAAUAUUGUAAUGUAUAUCUCUAGUUGGUUGAUGUGGAUGAAAAUUUCAGAAAUUUUUUUUUGUAAUAUAUUUAGGCUUUUCAAAAAAAUCACUUAGCUCUGGGACAUUUGAGCAGGAAAUUUUUACAGGUGAUUCUUGUGUGAUAUGUGUUUAUAUAAUAGUAUUUUCAGUUUCAUUUUCAAUCAAUGUACUACUACUACCAAUACUUUCUUCUGGAACAUUUAAGGAUUGAAUCUUAAGAAUUUUUUCAGGGGAAGGUUGAGUGGCCUUUGGUAGAUCUGAAGGGUAUGGUGACAGUAAAACAGUAAUAUCAGUUUCUUCUUCAAUCUGUGUAUCAGAUGUACUGGAAGUACAUGCACCUGCAUCUAAUUCAGUAUAUUUUUCUUUUGAUGAUUUUAAAAAAGUGCUAAUUUUAGUCAGAGUUUCAACUUUUUUUUAUCUCUUCUUGUCUUUGUUUGUGUUUCAGAACACCACUUUUGUGUUUAUAUUUUCUUCCAGCUUCAUCCAUUUGUGUUAUUUUUCAAAAACAAAGCAAUUUCCUAAAACAGAAGAUAUUUUCAUAUCACACUAAUAUUAAAUCAGAAAAAAGUAAUUACUCAUGAUUAAAAAGGUUAGUAAAAACGUCAUGAACACUUGAAAAUAAUAAAAUAAAAUUACAAAUGUCAAAUGCACAAUGACAGUCACAAUUAGAAACUCAUACCUUUAGAACAGAGAACAAUAAUCAAAUAUAUCUUAAUUAAAUAAAAAAAUCAUUAUAUAAGCUAAAUAACAGAAAAUUUGGUAAUCUUAAAGAAUAGUGUUGGGUUGAUUUUAAUUAUAUAAAUGUAAGAACAAAUUUAAACUAGUAUUUUUGGAAAAACAAUGACUGUAAACACAUUAUAUAGUGUACUACAGUGUUUAAAGUGUUAACUGCCAUGCCAACCACACAAUGUUUUAAAAGUAAAAGUCAAUUUCCAUUUUGAAACUUUAUAUUUGAUAUAAUAAAAAAUAUAUAUAUUUUUUAAUUUGUUAAAAAAAUUAUCUUUUUAGACUGGUUUACAGGCCCCUACCCUCACUGGCCCUCAGUCCACAUCCUAUCUGCCCAUAGGGUCAGGCUGCCCCUGGUUGUGGGUGAACUAAUAUUAAUUAACAUACAAUAGGGAGUUUUUUAUUUUGUAAAAAUCUUUCAUAAGUUUGGGUAGGUACUACAGUCUAAGAACAUUAUGACACUCAAAAGAAAAAUUAAGAAUAAAAGAAAAUAUAAAAUAAGAUAAAAAAACGAAAAGAUAAUCUACUGAAACGAUACUUUCAUCAGAAUGCUAUUAUAGUUUACUUCUGAACCUAAAGCAACAGCUAACUAGUGUAAUUGAAAUUAAAAAUCCUGAGUAUGAAAACCAGACUUAUUUAAUAGUAGAUAUCUGUAUUCGUAAAUGUUGAUUGCAGUUGGUUACUAAAGCCUAGAUUAAAAGCUUUCUAAGUGGAAUUGAACCAAGUUAAUCGUUAUUAUACUAUGAUAAUAGUAUAAGCCAGUUAGAGGAUAUAAAAUGCAUAUAAUAAACAGUGUAAUAAAGAAACAAAAAAGGAUCAGGUUAUGAGAAGAGUUAUCUAAUGUUAUCAUUUGAUUGUAUAUCUGGAUAUAAGGAAUGAUAGUCAAAACUGAUUUUACAAUAUUUGAAAUAAGUAUAUAUGUGUGUGUACUUGUUUCAAAUACUGUGAUAUAUUUAUAUAUAUACUUAUUAAUCCAUUAUUAAAGAUUUAAAAAACACACCCGAGUGUAUUAAAAUUCUAAUGAUAUAUAUUCUGUAAAAUACAUGAAUAUGUUUUCAGGUUCAUCUCUAAAAUUAAAUACCAGCUGAAAAUCAAUAUAAAUAAGUACAAAUACUGUGACAACCAGAAAGUUGUCUCAAAUAUUACCACCAAUGUUCUCAACAAAAUGUUUUAGCUUUUCAAUUUUUGAACAAUUUAUAGUGACACAUGAAGGUGAAGUUGAGAAAUAAAAAAGUUUGUGUUUAUAUAUUUGUAAAACUAAGCAGAUUUUGUAGUAUUAAAAAUAUGUUGGGUUUCUUAAAUGAAAUCAUGGAUGUUUAUAUGGCUAUAAUAACAUAUAUUGAAAAAACUUUAGUCUGCUAGCUCUUGAUUUGAGAUGUAAAAUAUUUAGGAUCUAUUUAAGGUGUAAUAUUUCAUUUAUUUCUUUAUGAUACAAUUCUGCUGAGGCAAUCAUGGUAUUUAUUACGUUUUUCUUAAUGUUCUACUUGUAUUUUAGUGGUAUGAUUUAGAUAAUUAAUAGUGUAUAUAUAGUUUUCCAUUGUGUGUGGAAAUUAUAGUCACGCACAGUGAAGGUUUGAUGAUAUAAGUGUAUUUAAAAAAAACCUGAUGGAAGUAUUAACAUAUUUUUUGUGAACUUAAAACUAUUUUAAUUUUUCAGACAGUUUUAAUAAACAGGUUCAAGGUGUUCGAUGGAUUAAGAUGUGGACUGAAUAGUUUAGAAAUUGUGUGUAAGUUUUUAAGUAAACUUAAUGUAGAAUUUCCAAUAAAUCUCUACUAGAAAGUAUAUUUUUGUCCAUUCAGUGUACAAUGACUGAAAACACAGUUUAUAAAGCUUAAAAUUUUAGAUUGAAUAUGUAUUUAUUUUGACCCAAUAAAAUGACCGAGAAGUGGAUAUAUAUUCA
Molecule: messenger RNA, 8241 nt
Organism: Limulus polyphemus (Atlantic horseshoe crab)
Lineage: Eukaryota; Metazoa; Arthropoda; Merostomata; Xiphosura; Limulidae
Product: fibroblast growth factor receptor 3-like
Exons: 17
Coding region: 211-2346 (711 amino acids)
Biological process (GO): protein phosphorylation; positive regulation of cell population proliferation; positive regulation of kinase activity
Cellular component (GO): membrane; signaling receptor complex
Molecular function (GO): ATP binding; fibroblast growth factor receptor activity
Source: RefSeq, a predicted model, not a curated record